AUGAGUACGCUCUUGAAUGAGUGGACGUCUGCCGCCCAAUCCACGAAGAGAGCGCCACCCAAGAACAUCCUGUACAACUGGACCUCUCCAUCUUUGAUAUUGACCUUCGUGUCUUUUGUCUACGCGCGGCUAGCGGUUGAGGCUGCCUGUGCCACUCCCACUGCAGCCAUCAUGAAGUGCUACGCAGUAGUCGUGCUGCGCAUCUUCUUCACCGCGGCGCUGUGCGCGCGCGUCUGUUUUGCAUGUGCGCCGAAGCACUCCAAAACCAUGCAGUUCUUUCUCCCUCUCAUCGGAUUGCCACUGAGGGUUUGA
Molecule: messenger RNA, 312 nt
Organism: Leishmania braziliensis MHOM/BR/75/M2904
Lineage: Eukaryota; Euglenozoa; Kinetoplastea; Trypanosomatida; Trypanosomatidae
Exons: 1
Coding region: 1-312 (103 amino acids)
Source: RefSeq, a predicted model, not a curated record